GAUCAAUACUUGUGAGAGUAGACUUUAUCAUAAUAUUGCACAAAGUGUCCCAAAUGGAACCAGUUGAUAUUGAUGGCGUCAUCCAACAAGGAGUGAAUUUCGCGCCUCCCCCUUACCCCUUAUAUCCUUAUCCUCUUACUCAGACAGCAGCCAAUCAACAGCCUCUGCUCAUUGUGUACAAACAAAACAUCGUGCGCCCUGCGGCCUUUAAAUACUCCUGCAGCCCAGUGAUGACCAGAUCAGACCAGAGGCAGACAGCAACCACAGCACCCCCCACCCCACCCCCCAAAAACUACACUAAGACUUAUACCACCAGAACCUUUAGAAGGAUGGACUCCAUCAGACGUAGAGAUUCGGUUUGCAGGAGUCUGUUUGGCCCGGUGGACCACGAGCAGCUGCGCAGGGACCUGAAGCUGAGGCUGAAGGAGAUCGCUGAGGAGGACAGCCGCCGCUGGAACUUUAACUUCCAGACUGACACGCCGCUGCCCGGCAGGUUUGAGUGGGAGGAAAUACCCACAGACCGCGCUGCUGCUCUCUAUCAGGAUUCCGCACCGCUGCAGGACGCUGUCUGCUCCUCAAAUACCGAGGAGGAAGACGACAGACUGAGCGACCGUGAGGGCGGCGCAGAGACCGACCAGGAAAACUGUUCCCGCAUCUCCAACACUCACAAAUGUCCCGCUGAAGUGACGCCCGUCCGGAGGAAGAGGAAACUCACCAAACCGGCAGCCAAGCCCGGAAACAACGCACGAAUCACAGAUUUUUUCACAAAAAGGAGGAGGACGACAGAAACCAAGAGCAUCCUGAAUCCUUUAAACACAAGUUCCAGUGAGGCAGCUCUGUGCAAAACAAUAAGAUAAAAAACUUCUUCUACUGACAAGAAACUAUUUAUACAUUUUCAUGGACUGGUCCAAGGCCUAUUCACUGCACCAAAGGGAUUUAUUUCAUUUCAUUUUAUUUUAUUUUCAGUUUUAGUAUUUGUGCCUGGCAUGAAAUUAUACAAUUUUGUGUUAUUUAUUUUAUUUAUGGACUAUUUUUAAUUUAAUGACUUUUCAUUUUCUUCACCAAUAAUGUCACAAAUGUGUUUGUUAACUUAUCAAGAUGGGUUUUUUCAGCAUUAUUGUGUUGUGAUCAAAAACAUUUAAAUGACUGUGUGUUUCUAUGUAUUUCAUCUUGUUGUCAACCUUCUUGAUGGAUUAAUGUGAUGUUCUGAGCUGCUUCUGUUAAGUAUAUUUUGAAAAAGCACUAUUUUGUCCUAAAUUAAAUGAGAUGCAGAUCACAAAGAUUGUAAAUGCCUACAAAUAUUGCAAUUUUAAUAAACUGUUAUUGUUACUGCAUUUUCAGCAGUCUGCUUGGGGAAUCUUUACUUUUACAUAUAGUACACAGAAACUUUUCAUAUGCAGACAAAAACAUGAUCAU
Messenger RNA from Lates calcarifer (barramundi perch), 1416 nucleotides. It is a transcript of the gene cdkn1ca, whose product is annotated as cyclin-dependent kinase inhibitor 1Ca. The record is from RefSeq and is a predicted model, not a curated record. Lineage: Eukaryota; Metazoa; Chordata; Actinopteri; Centropomidae. Gene Ontology annotation, cellular component: nucleus. Gene Ontology annotation, molecular function: cyclin-dependent protein serine/threonine kinase inhibitor activity. Bases 54 to 857 code for a protein of 267 amino acids. The transcript is spliced from 2 exons. Gene Ontology annotation, biological process: regulation of cell cycle.